This is a messenger RNA of Pieris macdunnoughi, 4146 nucleotides long. The record is from the annotation of a GenBank genome assembly. NCBI's taxonomy places the organism in Eukaryota, Metazoa, Arthropoda, Insecta, Lepidoptera, Pieridae.
AUGUAUGAUAGUGAUAACGUUAGUUUUAGUCAGCAGCAGGAUAAUAAAGACUUUCAAUCGAAAAUGCUCAUAGGACCAGUGUCGGUGAUGAACCAGCAAAAUUGCGCUCCAACGCAAGACGCAAACGCACAAAAGAAAGCUUUCGAUAGGGAGGCAUAUGAUGCGAAAUUUAAACAUCCAUCCGCACCGUUAAUACCUAAAUUAGAAACACCCGAUACCUAUCAGUAUCAAAAAGAAGAAAGAGUGAAGGUGGAGCCUCAGAGGAAUAUUGCUCCUCAAAUGAAGAAUGUGAUUCCUCAUCACAAUAAGUUAGAUCCUCAACGAGAUUAUCAAAAUGGUAUGAUACAAAAGCAAAACGUCCUGCCUCCUAUCUCUACAAUCAAGCAUGAGACGUUCGUUCAAAAACCACAAAACUAUCAACAAUUCCAAAAUUAUCCCAACGAUAGAAGGCAGGAGACAAUUGAGAAAUAUGCACAAAUCCCACGUCCACAUGAAAACAGUGGUUUUCAGCGAUACCACAGAGGUCUAGAAAAUAAAGUCACCAAAGAUGAUAGAAGAAAUCUUGGCAUAUGUGAAGAAACAAAACCACCAUUUUACAUAGAACAAAUUAAAUCUGAACAUUCUCCACCGGGACACAAAAUAUAUAAAAAUAUUAACUUUGGCCCACCGCGGAGUGAACCGUACAUGUUCGCUGGGGAUGGUGGACCAGUUGCAAUCAGAAGUGAAGUGGGAUACUCGUGCUGUAGACAAGGAUCGACAAAGAAACCACCACCGGAGCACCUCAGAGAUGGUGCAUGCCCGGGACUCCAAACCAAGGAUGAAGUUUUAGAAGGAGAGCCAGAUGCUGCGGAAAAGACAGACCCAAAAACUCCAUCGAAGCCUAGCACGCCAACACCAGACCUGUACUCUAAAAAUCCGAAAGAAAAUCAGUUUAAUUACUCAAAAGAAUAUCUUGAGAAUUUAGAAAGAUUACGAAAUAACUCAAGAACAGAGGUUCCAGAUUGUAAUUGCUUUCCAGCUGAUAAAAAUCCGCCGGAACCUGGAAGUUACUACACUCAUUUAGGAGCAGCAACUUCGCUAGCAGAAUUAAGGAAAGAUCUUGAAGCCAGAACUGGAUUGUCAGGAAAGGAGUUGAGAAUAGAAAAGAUAUGCUAUACGGGAAAAGAGGGCAAAACUGGACAGGGCUGUCCCAUGGCCAAGUGGGUAAUAAGACGCGCUAAUUAUACCGAAAAAGUGCUUGUAGUGGUGAAAUUCCGAAAUGGCCAUAAAUGUCCAACAGCCUGGAUAGUUGUAUGUCUGGUCGCAUGGGAGGGGAUUCCCCAGUCAGAAGCUGAUUUAAAUUACACUCUAUUAUCCCAUAAGCUCAAUAGAUAUGGUCUGCCAACAACACGGCGUUGUGCUACCAAUGAAAAUAGGACUUGUGCCUGUCAAGGCUUAGAUCCUGAAGCGUGCGGCGCCUCCUACAGUUUCGGCUGCUCCUGGUCCAUGUACUACAAUGGAUGCAAAUACGCCCGUUCGAAAACUGUCCGAAAGUUCAGACUCUCGGUCAAAACUGAGGAGAGCGAGAUUGAGGAACGUAUGCACGUUUUGGCCACACUUUUGAGUCCGCUUUACAUGAAUUUAGCGCCCAAGUCCUUUGAAAACCAAUGCCAGUUUGAGAAGGAGGCUUCUGACUGUCGGUUAGGGUUUAAGCCUGGACGACCCUUUUCCGGUGUCACAGCGUGUAUCGACUUCUGUGCGCACGCGCAUCGCGAUUUACACAACAUGAAUAACGGUUGUACGGCUGUCGUUACACUCGCCAGACAUCGCGCACUAACUCCACCAAAUGAUGAGCAGUUACACGUCUUGCCCUUGUAUGUCCUUGAUUCAACUGAUGAGUUUGGCUCCAAGGAAGGCCAAGACGAAAAAAUCAAAAACGGAGCUCUUCAAGUCCUUGAUAAAUAUCAAAUGGAAGUUCGUGUUCGAUCCGUUCCUCUUCAGCCGUGUAGACGUCACGGGAAGAAACGUAAGGACGAAGACAAUUCAGAUUCAAACUCCUCAGCUAACACUCCACAAGCAAGUCCCGGGAAUCAGAAGAAAUGCCCCACACCUGGACCCAAAACUCCCCAACCCAAUGAUACCAGAAACAUCGCUAGUCCAAGAAGUCAGAACGCUUCGCCCCGAGCUAACACUCCAGCGGUAAACCAAACUUCAGCUUUUCAACCAAAUCCAAAUAAUUAUAAUUCUGCCUUUGUUAAUCCAAAUAUGCAUAACUCUAACCCUAAUCUUAUCAAUGCUAGUAUGAGUAACCCGGCCUUAUUGGAUAUGGCUUCGAUGAUUGAUAACUUUACAGACGCACAAUUACAAAGCAAUCAAAUUUCUAGUACCGUCUUAGAUUCACCAUACAAUUCGUACGACCAGAGCUACAAUAUCCAUAAUCAAAAUAAUAUGUAUAAUCCAAAUCCAUCGCCAAUAGUCGAUGCUACUUGUCAAAAUCACAAUCAAAAUCAAAAUCAGCUACCGAGUUUUGCAUCGGGAUUGCAGAAACGUGACCAAUUCAAUCCCACAAAUGUAACAGACAUGAGUGUUCAAAACCAGUGGCCGGAUUUCAAUAAUCCGGAAAUGUUUAGUAAUGCUGUCAAAGAAGAUCCAGAUUCCACAACUGCUCAUUUAAAUAUGACUCCCACUAAUUAUAGCCCAGAUUCUAAUAGAAGUGACCCAAAUAAUGACCAAAUUAAAAAUACACCAGAGCCCGAUAAACCUAACUUAAUCCGCGAUAUGUCACAAAAAAUGCCAGAUUUUGAUAUACCCAGAUCUCCCAGAGUCACAGAUAUAUCCCAGCCUCAAAACACACCAGAAUCACCAGUCCCAACACAAAUUGAUAUGAAAUCGCCCAAUAAUGAAUCACCAAAUUGUGACGCUCGCAAGGGUGUGUGGAGAUCUCCAGAGCACAGAAACUGGGAUCCAAUGAAACCAAAAGAUGGUGUAGAUGAAAAUGCUGUAUUCAGAGUUCCCAAAUCGCGACCUCCUUCGAGAUCCCAGGUCAAUCUUCCAGAAAAUAUUGAACAGUCUACGUUCUUAAAACCUUACCCGCCUUCUGGGAGACCUCAACUGACUCACGGCUAUGACCACCGAAGCCCUUACGACAGCCGGACAAACAAUCCCCAAACACCAACCACCCAGGGCAAUUUUACCAUAAGUCACGAAGAUCCCAAUCAAAACUCGGCUGCACCAAACAAGCAAGAACAAGUUCCUAGUAACUAUCCAGCCAACCAAAAUACAUAUGGCAAUCAAUCUCCAGUCCAAAAUUACAAUAACUAUCCCACCGUAGGAAAUGCGUACGCAUUUUCAUCAAACCCAUACGGCCAUUUUAGCCCUUAUGAAAACACAUAUAACGACUAUAAUAGCAUAGCAUAUUAUAACGCAGAGAAGUAUAAAAGAGAAGAGUUAAUUAGGAACUCGCAUUGUUACAAUUCCUAUGGAUAUCAGUAUAAUCCAAACUUUCCUCCUAACUUUUACCAAAAUCCCAAUCCCAAUUGGUGUCAGUCUUCUCCCAAUUGGUGUGUGUAUCCGCCGCCAUUCUCUUUACCUUAUCCUCCUGAACCUCCUAAAGCAGAACCUAUUGGAGAGGUGACCGGAGUGUCUGAUAAUCUUGAAUGUUUCAAAGAUAGUCAAAUGGGGGGUGUUGCUAUAGCAUUAGGUCAUGGAAGUGUGCUCUUCGAAUGCGCUAAACAUGAAAUGCAUUCCACUACUGCAGUAAAAAAUCCAAACAGAGCAAAUCCCACGCGAAUAUCUUUGGUCUUUUAUCAACACCGAAACUUGAAUCGACCCAAGCACGGUCUAGAAGAAUGGGAGGAGAAAAUGAGAUUAAAGAAAUUAGGUUUGAAUCCACCGACUCCUGGCACUCCCGCUCCAAAUUCUAACACUGUCUCCCGGGCAAGUACCCCAGGGCCUGAGAAACAGACUCCUGAGAAAUGGAAAAAUAAUGAGAACUAUAUACCAGGAGGGUAUAGUUCCCUGUCUGCCUUAGUGGAGGCGACAAAUGUGGCUAAAAGGAAAGGCCAAAUUAUGUUGAGGGCUGACACACAAACCACAAUGUCUUGGACCACUCUAUUCCCGAUGCACCCCUGUACUGUGACAGGUCCAUACCAAGAAUCUGGCACCUGA